AUGAAAGAGGAAAGUUCUGCUCCAUCCUUAAGCGGCUUUGGAGCUGAUCAACCUCGAUUUGUCACAAUUACAGAGCCCAAAGAAGAGUUAUCAAUUAUUCGUAUAAUUGGCAUCACUGCUGCAUUAUUAGGCUAUCAACUUUCUUAUUCAUGCAAUUUUUCGAUCAUCACGCCAAUUAUUGGUCGUCUUCGAUUUGCCAGCUAUAUGAAAUCAAUAGUAUGGUGCAUUGCUCCGAUAUGCGAUUUCCUUGUUCAAACCACCGUAGGAUAUUAUAGUGACAAAUGCCAUUCCAGGCUCGGAAGAAGGCGUCCAUUUAUAAUAACUGGCGGAGUUGGUCUGAUUACCAGUGUUUUAAUUAUGUUUUUCUGUGAAAAUAUAGGACAUGGAAUUUCAGAGAAACACUGGAGAACAGUUUCACAAGUUUUCUUUAUUAUCGCAUUCACCAUUAUGAAUAUAUCCUUAAAUACAAUACAGUGUCCUGCGCGAGCCUUAAUUUCCGAUAUCCUUCCUGAUCAUCAAAAAGUUGUUGGAUAUACAAUAGCAACAAUCAUGAAUGGUCUAGGAGCUAUCAUAGUUAAUCUCAUAGGUGGCUUAUCUCUGUAUAAAUACACACCGCUUUCAAAUGAGAAAUUUUUAUUCACAAUCGGCUUCAUUUCUGCUCUAGUUACCAUCCUUAUUACAUCACUAGUUUCUCCUGAACGCCGAUUUAAUAUACACGUUGAAACAAAGAAUGUUUGGGUUGAAUUAUUCAAUUCCUUUAGAUAUGCGCCAGCCGUAGUCAUCAGAGCAGCAAUUUCUUACUUCCUUGGGUGGUGCGCCAUCUUUGCUUAUCUCGUAGAGAUAACAAAUUAUUUUGGAGAAAUUAUUUACAGCGGAGAAGCGUCAGAUGCUGAUCCUGUUGCACACCAGAAGUAUGUAGAUGGUGUGAACUUCGGAAUGCUUACUCUAGCUGUCAUGUAUUCGGUUUCAUUACUUUACGGAUUUAUUCAACCGACAAUUGUCAAGUUAAUCGGUGCGAAGCUAUCACUGACCAUAUCUAUGUUCAUUGCUGUAGUUGUUUUCAUUGCUUUCAACUUCAUUUUCAAUAAAUGGGUAUUAUUAUUUUUGUUUGGGCUUCUUGGAAUCCCUUAUCUAGUUCUAUGCUCAAUUCCAUUUACAAUUGUGUCAAUGAGCGUUUCAGAAAAGGAUGUUGGUAAAAAUUUCGGAGUUGUGAACGCUUUUGGUUGCUUUGGACAACAACUUGCGAACUUGUCCAUUGUUUAUGGUGUAGCUGCUGCUCUUCCCGACCGACCAAAUUUACUCAUUGCAUUGGAAACUGUUUUUGCCUUUGCAACAGGUAUUUUUGCACAUUUCUUGAUUGUUCCUGAGGAAAAGAAACAGGCUAUUAACUCACAGCCACUCCUGGGAUAG
Molecule: messenger RNA, 1410 nt
Organism: Trichomonas vaginalis G3
Lineage: Eukaryota; Parabasalia; Trichomonadida; Trichomonadidae
Product: major facilitator superfamily transporter
Exons: 1
Coding region: 1-1410 (469 amino acids)
Biological process (GO): transmembrane transport
Cellular component (GO): membrane
Molecular function (GO): sucrose:proton symporter activity
Source: RefSeq, a predicted model, not a curated record